Messenger RNA from Rhincodon typus (whale shark), 982 nucleotides. RefSeq names its product adiponectin receptor protein 2-like. Gene Ontology annotation, molecular function: signaling receptor activity. Lineage: Eukaryota; Metazoa; Chordata; Chondrichthyes; Orectolobiformes; Rhincodontidae. Gene Ontology annotation, cellular component: plasma membrane. The transcript has 5 exons. The coding region runs from base 99 to 875 and encodes 258 amino acids. Gene Ontology annotation, biological process: adiponectin-activated signaling pathway. The record is from RefSeq and is a predicted model, not a curated record.
UGUAGGUCUGGGAGGGUCGAUGGCGGGUUAUUCCCCAUGAGGUGUUACCGGAUUGGCUGAAGGAUAAUGACUUCCUCCUACAUGGACACCGCCCUCCGAUGCCGUCGUUCCGAGCCUGCUUCCGAAGUAUCUUCCGGCUGCACACCGAGACCGGCAACAUCUGGUCACACUUAAUAGGCUUCCUUUUCUUCCUGAUCCUGGGCGUUUUCUACAUGUUCAGGCCCAACAUCAACUUUGUGGCUCCGGUACAAGAGAAGGUAGUGUUUGGCAUGUUCUUCCUGGGAGCUGUGCUGUGUCUCUGCUUCUCCUGGCUCUUCCACACCGUCUACUGCCACUCUGAGAAAGUCUCGCGGACUUUCUCCAAGUUAGAUUACUCUGGGAUCGCUCUCCUGAUCAUGGGCAGUUUUGUCCCCUGGUUGUAUUACUCCUUCUACUGCUCGCCGCAGCCCCGUCUCAUCUAUCUGGUGAUUAUCUGUGUGCUCGGCAUCACGGCAAUAGUGGUUUGUCAGUGGGAUCGCUUUGCAACACCUCAAUACAGGGCUGUUCGCGCCGGUGUGUUCCUGGGCCUGGGAUUGAGUGGCCUGGUGCCCACGCUCCAUUUCAUGAUUGCUGAGGGUUUCAUCAAAGCUGCAACGGUGGGCCAGAUGGGCUGGCUGUUCCUAAUGGCGAUACUGUACAUCCUCGGUGUGACACUCUAUGCUGCCCGCAUCCCAGAGCGCUUCUUCCCUGGCAAGUGUGACAUCUGGUUCCACUCCCACCAGAUCUUCCACAUCCUGGUUGUGGCUGCCGCUGUGGUUCAUCUGCACGGUGUCUCCCAGCUCCAGGCCUUUCGCUCGUCCCUAGGCGGUGGGUGCAGUUCAGACAUGAUGGUGUGAUGCUGCUCAGGAGAGAGAGAGAGAGAGAGACACACACGUCAAGCAACCCCAAGGCGUAUUUCUCCUGUCUGUCUCUUUAACACACGAGUACAGUUAUUUUAACCAAA